AUGGAAAAAUUUAUGUCAGUGACGCCUCGAAAUUGCAGAUCAAAGCCUGUCACAGAACUGAGGUUGGAUAACCAGCUCGAUAAAGGUGUUAUAUCUCAAAUUCCUCGAUACAACACCUUUUUGUCAACAGUUUACUACAACAACAGGUCAAAUUUGUUACAUGCGCACAACAUUGCUCUUAAUCGGGCAUUUUAUUACAGUUUUAUUUACCAAGCAUUAAAUGACACGAAGGACCUCGAUAAACAACCUGGAUUUGAGUACAUCUAUUUUUCACUAGCCGCCGAUGUUAGCGGUGGUGUUGGAAUGAUUAAUGGCAGCGGGAUAUUUUUUGAUAACAACUGCUCCUAUGCUAAUUGGUACACUAUACUUCGUCUUAAUGAGACUUUACCUUUAUUUGCUCCGAAAGCUUGGCGCGCUGACGACUACAACGAGCCAACAAACUGGCUUCGUGAACCUACCAAUAGCACUAUUGACAUUGUUGAUUUGGGAUCCGGACGAGGACGAAAUUACACUCUUCCAACUUAUAAGAACAAUCCUUGGUAUGAUUUAUGGUUACCCGACUUGACGAGUAAGGCAGAUACACUAAGGAAAUAUACCUACAAUGUGCGUAUUCAACAGAAUGAAAAAUAUGAAUACGUCUCUAGUUUCUUUGGUCCGCCUCAACCCGGAAGCCAAGAAAAAGUUUAUCUCCCUGUGCUCUUCACUGAUCCCUAUUUUGAUUGUGGCCGCUCAAACAAAUGGAUUGUCAGUGCCACUGCGCCCGUUGUCGAAUUCAUGCCUCGCUAUUCCAAUUUUACUCAUUUAAGAAGAGCAAGGUAUGUUGCAGCAACUUCUGUUGAUCUGGAAUUUGAGAGGAUUGAUUUCAAUCCAUGUCCAUUAUCAGAAGGAAACCCAUCACCAAACUUUUUUGCUAAUACAGCCAGAUGCAAAAAGACAACUUUGUGUGAACCUUUAAGUGGUUUUGGUUUUCGCCGUGGUGGUUAUCAAUGUGCCUGUCUCCCAGGAUACAGAUAUCCAUGGUGGCAUGAUGGUCCGUUUCUCGGUGUCGAGAUUGAAGCAGCAACAAAAGAAGAAUAUGAAAACAGUUUUGAUUGCUUUCCAACUGAUUGUAAGUUGAAUUUUUUGUCCUACUUUCAAUUAAGUAUAUUCAAUAGUAUCUGCUAA
This is a messenger RNA of Acanthosepion pharaonis, 1164 nucleotides long. NCBI's taxonomy places the organism in Eukaryota, Metazoa, Mollusca, Cephalopoda, Sepiida, Sepiidae. The record is from the annotation of a GenBank genome assembly.